AUGAAAGGAGUAUCAAUAAAACAACUUGAUGCAAUAAUAAUAUUAGAUGAAUAUGGGAACAGAAUUGCAGUAAAAUAUUAUACGAAUGUGUUAGAAAAUAAAGAUGAUAAAAAUAAAAAUAAAAAUCAAUGUGAACAUAAUUUUAUGAAUAGUAAUCAAUUGUAUAGUAAAGAACAUAUGAAUAAUUUUUAUGACGAAUCGUAUAACAAUUUAAAAACAGUAGAUGAACAAAAACAAUUUGAACAUGACAUAGUUGAUAAAAUUAAAAAAACAUCUUCCUUAUUAAAUGAAAUAGAAAUUUUAGUAUCAAAUCAAUACAUUAUAUUAUGUUUACCAAUAAACGAUAUAUAUAUAUAUGUUGUUGGCGAUGAAACUAGUAAUGAACUUGUUUUAUAUGAAGUUAUGAAAGCAAUUCAAGAUUCUUUAAAUAAUAUAACAAAUAAUAAUAUUGGAAAAAAACAAUUAAUAGAUAAAUUAGAUUCAAUUUAUCUGCUUUUAGAUGAAAUUAUUGAUAAUGGGGUUAUUAUGGAAACUAAUCCAAGUAUUAUAGUAAAUCGAUUAUAUAUGAAUGAAAAUGAUAUACAAGAUUUAACUUCAUUAAAUCAAGCAAUAUCUUCAGCAAAGGAUAAUAUAAUUAGAAGUUUGUUAAGUGGUACAUAA
Molecule: messenger RNA, 660 nt
Organism: Plasmodium berghei ANKA
Lineage: Eukaryota; Apicomplexa; Aconoidasida; Haemosporida; Plasmodiidae
Product: coatomer subunit zeta, putative
Exons: 1
Coding region: 1-660 (219 amino acids)
Biological process (GO): intra-Golgi vesicle-mediated transport; retrograde vesicle-mediated transport, Golgi to endoplasmic reticulum; intracellular protein transport
Cellular component (GO): COPI vesicle coat
Source: RefSeq, a predicted model, not a curated record